This is a messenger RNA of Marmota monax (woodchuck), 1481 nucleotides long. RefSeq names its product AP-5 complex subunit mu-1-like. Gene Ontology annotation, cellular component: AP-type membrane coat adaptor complex; cytosol; late endosome. The record is from RefSeq and is a predicted model, not a curated record. Lineage: Eukaryota; Metazoa; Chordata; Mammalia; Rodentia; Sciuridae. Gene Ontology annotation, biological process: endosomal transport.
CGUUAUCCAACCGUUGAAAAGAGAGCCAAAGUAUUCAAUGGAGCAAGUUACGUGCCUAUUCCUGAAGAUGGUCCCUUUCUUAAAGCACUCCUUUUUGAACUUAGAUUAUUGGAUGACGAUAAGGACUUCGUAGAGCGUCGUGAUAGUUGUACCCACAUCAAUAAAACAACCAUCUAUAGACUUUCAGUAGGAGGUGAAGAACUCUGGGCAGUGGUUGCUUUUCUGAAGAAUGGCAUGAUAUAUGCUAGUGUUCCACUUGUUGAACAAACUCUCUCCCCUCGUCCACCAUUAAUUAGCAUCAGUGGAAUUUCACAAGGCUUGGAACUUCUUUUUGAUAUACAGGAUUUUCUUUAUUCUAGUCAAAAAAAUGAUACUGAGCUAAAUACAAAAUUGAGCCAGUUGCCUAAUUUGCUUCUUCAGGCUUCUCCAUUUAGUACUUUAUUGGAUGCCAACUUACAGAAUUCAUUGGAUAAUAUUAAUUUUGCUUCUGUGUCUCAGCCACAGAAACAGCCAGCUUGGAAAGCUGGAACAUACAAAGGAAAACCACAGGUUUCUGUUUCUAUCACUGAAAAGGUAAAAUUCAUGCAAUAUGAUAAACAGGAUAUAGCAGAUACAUGGCAAGUUGUUGGAGCAGUCAUUUGCCGGUGUGAUUUAGAAGGAAUCAUGCCAAAUGUCACCAUCAGCUUGAACCUCCCCACCAAUGGAUCUCCACUUCAAGAUAUUCUAGUUCAUCCUUGUGUGACUUCUCUUGAUUCUGCCAUUCUGAUCUCUAGCAGCAUUGAUGCAGUGGAUGAUUCUGCAUUUAGUGGGCCUUAUAAAUUUCCAUUCGCUCCACCUUUAGAGUCAUUCAAUUUAUGCUACUAUAUUUCCCACCCUGUACCACCGAUUUUGGGUUUCUAUCAAAUGAAAGAAGAAGAAAUACAACUAACAAUAAAACUUCAUGGUGUGAAAAAUAAUUUCAAAUUCUGUGAAGCUCAUAUACCUUUUUACAAUAGAGGUCCAAUUACACAAUUAGAAUACAAAGUUAGUUUUGGCCAGUUUGAAGUAUUUCAAGAGAAAAGCUUACUGAUCUGGAUUAUUGGCCAGAAGUUCCCCAAAUCAAUGGAAAUUAGUCUUUCUGGAACUAUAAGCUUUGGAGCCAAGAGCCAUGACAAGCUACCAUUUGACCAGAUUUGUAUUGGAGAUACAGCAUAUGUAAAGCUUCAUUUUAGCAUCUUAGAUUACACACUCAUUGGAUGUUAUGUGGAUCAACAUUCAGUUCAAGUUUUUGCCUCAGGAAAACCAAAAAUAAGUUCACACCAGAAACUAGUAUCUUCUGAUUAUUACAUCUGGAAUUCUAAAGCCCCUGCUCCAGUAACCUAUGGAUCAUUAUUACUGUGAUUUUUUUAAUAUUUAAAUGGGAUUUAUACAAUAGUAACACAGCAUAAAUUAAAUCAUAGUUUUUAUAUCUAUUGUGUAUUCAUAUAACCUAUAAGUGAAAA